AUGGCGUGGAGAGUUCUGUGUUUGAGGUGUUGUCUUUCCUUGGCAUUAAUUUACACCAGCAUACACGGAAGUCCAGAACAACAAUCUGUCUCUGAUGGCGAUAAAAGUAAAAUACAGGCACUGAGCGAAGUGAACAGCGAUUUUGCUUUCCGUCUGUACAAAAGCGUUGUGUCUGGUGCUCAGUCCCAGAACGUGUUCUUCUCUCCACUGAGUGUGUCCACAGCAUUGGCUGCAGUGUCUUUAGGAGCAGGUGGUGAGACUCAUCAACAGCUUCUCAGUGGCCUCGGCUUUGAGGGUUCUGCCUUCAUGAAUCAGGAGAUGCACCAAGCCUUCCUCGAUCUCCUGCAAAACCUCAAUCAGAGGUCAGGGGUUGACCUGGAUGUGGGCACUGCUGUCUAUGUGAAUGACACCUUUAAACCGUAUCCUGAAUUUCUGGAGAAACUUAAACGUUUUUAUCUCUCUGAUGGCUUCUCUGUUGAUUUUACAAAGACCACUGAGACCACUAAUCAGAUCAACAAAUAUUUAAAUGAAAAAACACAUGGCAAAAUCAGCAAUUUUAUUGAAAAUCUGGAUUCAAGUACCAUCAUGAGUCUGCUCAGCUACAUAUAUUUUAAAAGUAAAUGGUCCAUCCCAUUUGACCCCCAAGACACUAGAGAAGACCAGUUCCAUGUGGAUAAAGAAACAACCGUUCCUGUUCAAAUGAUGUCUAUGUGGGGAUAUUUCGACAGCUACUAUGAUCAGAAACUGUCUGUCAGAGUCCUUCGUCUAGAUUAUAAAGAUUCAUUCUCCAUGAUUCUGGCUCUUCCUGAUACAAACAUUACCCAUUUGGAAGAGACUUUGCAUCCACACCACCUAACCAAGUGGCAAAAAUUGAUGUCAGUAAGCGAGCAUGACAUCUAUCUCCCUAAACUGUCCCUAAAAACUUCAUAUUCUCUAAUCAACAUUCUGGCUGAAAUGGGGUGUAAGGAUAUGUUCACUGCUAAAGCUAACUUCUCAGGGAUUUCUGAUGAAAAUCUGUUAGUUUCUGAGGUUGUACAUAAAGCUACUCUAGAUGUGGAUGAAGCCGGAACCGAAGCAACAGCGGUGACUGAGAUAGAUUCAAUCAUAGGUUCUUCUGGACUAACUGUAACACUGAAAUUUGAUCACCCAUUUAUGAGCUUUAUAGUUGACCAAAAAACAAACAAUGUCCUCUUCAUGGGGAAAAUUGUAAAUCCAGCUAAUUCCGGGGUCAAACAGCAAUAAAUGUUUCUCUGCAUCUACA
This is a messenger RNA of Clarias gariepinus (North African catfish), 1261 nucleotides long. RefSeq names its product alpha-1-antiproteinase-like. Lineage: Eukaryota; Metazoa; Chordata; Actinopteri; Siluriformes; Clariidae. Gene Ontology annotation, biological process: negative regulation of endopeptidase activity. The record is from RefSeq and is a predicted model, not a curated record. The transcript has 4 exons. The coding region runs from base 1 to 1242 and encodes 413 amino acids. Gene Ontology annotation, molecular function: serine-type endopeptidase inhibitor activity.